AUGAAGAACCCCAUCAAGACCAAAAAGCUUCAGACGUUCGCAAAGUGGUCAAACCCCCAAAAACUCGAGAAUAUUUUGCAGCUCUCAGAAAAAAUAGCAGAAAAUUCAGGACGAUGGAUCUACGCCCAGAUCCUCCGCGGCAUGCGAUAUAUCUGGUGGGAAACCGACCGAGAAAUCUUUCUACAAUGGGCACAAGCCAUCAUCGAGACGGAGCUACGCCUACGCGAAACUACCCAGCGAGAGUCCUAUCUCAAAGAAAUGAUUCAAUUCCAACAAUCGUAUCACACAAUUGAUGAGAGACUCCGUUUAGAGACGUUUGUCGAAGAACUCAUUUCCCUCGAUCGCGACUACCGAAACUUAGAGCAGUCUCAUGUUAGGGUGAUUCUUGAAUGUCCAGAAGGGUCGAUGAAGAGUGCCUAUUUGUCAUUCCGACGACAACCUCAGUGGCAUAUGAUGACCGACUCUCAUAACCGAGACGAGACCUUCUGGCCUCCAGGGACAGUAACUCUAGAAGAUAUCCACGCCUCUAGAGACCAACUCGUCCUCUUCCCCACCCCCGAAUCCGACCCCAACGAUCCCCUCAAUUGGUCAACAGCCCGCAAAGCCCUCAAUUUUACCUUAGUUAGCUUCUUCGUGCUAUGGACCUUUGUUCAGCUUGAUAUCGGCUUCACAGCAUGGGGACCCAUGCAAGAAGAGCUUGGUUUCACCGUGGAUGCAUUAAACGCAGAAGCAGCCAUCAACUACGGCGGUCUAGCUGUAGGCUGCAUAUUCUUCAUGCCACUAGUACACAAGUACGGACGACGCCCAAUCUAUAUCUUCAGCGUUGCUCUCCAGUUCGCAUCAUGUAUUUGGCAAGCUCAGACAUUCACCGUUGGUGAUCUGAUGGGCAGCGGCCUGAUAUCCGGCAUUGGCGGUGCAAUCAGUGAAACAAUUGUACAGAUGACUAUCGCUGAUAUGUUCUUCGUGCACCAGCAUGCUACCAUGAAUGGAUGGUAUGUCAUUGUCCAAUCCGCAGGUGCAUUUUUGGGUCCCGUCGCUUCGGGAUACAUUGUCGUGGCACAAGGGUGGAGGUGGAUGUGGUGGUGGUGUGUUAUUUUCUUUGGCGUGACGCUUGUUUGUGUUGUAUUCCUCUUUGAGGAGUCGAAAUAUAUCCCCGUGCUGAAUAGCGUGGAAGCCACCCUGGCAGUGCAAUCAAUUGAGGGCUCGUCGAAGAAUCCUAAGGAUGAUGACUUGGACGAUGGGAAGAAUCCUGCUGAAAAUAUUGCCAGCCGGGUGCCGACGAACACCCAAAUCAAGCCGAAGACGUACUUCCAGCGAAUGGCUUUGAUUACGACAACGGAUGAGGCUAUCUGGCCUCACUUUUAUCAGCCUAUCGUUGCUCUUUUCACUUUCCCGGCUGUUACCUACGCAGCUAUUACAUAUGGGUCUACAUUGAGCUGGUUUGCUAUUAUGACCUCGCUUCAAGCAUCUUAUAUGAUUCUACCACCAUAUAACUUCGAUGCUGUCGGUGUUGGUCUUAUGAACGUGGCUCCCUUUGUUGGCGCAGUUCUUGGAUUCCCCUUUGGUGGACACCUGAGCGAUAAGUCUAUUUUGUGGCUGUCCAAGCGAAAUGGUGGUGUUUACGAGCCAGAGAUGCGCCUUUGGCUUGCACUUCCCAUUGCUGUGAUUAGUCCUGCCGGUAUAUUGAUGUUUGGUCUGGGCCUUGCCUAUGGUGUGCACUGGGUUCUUCUGGCAGUCGGCUUUGGUUUCUUCGGGUUUGCACUUGCUGCUAUUAGCGGGAUUGCACUUUCAUAUUUAAUGGAUUGCUAUCAGGAUAUAAUUGGUGACGCACUAGUUGGGGUGAUCUUCAUGCGCAACAUCUUCUCCGUGGUGGUUCUUUUCGCGCUCACGCCAUGGGUCGAAGGCAUGGGCAUGCGUGACCUACACAUACUAGUUGCUUUUAUCGCAUUUGUGCUUUUGCUUAUUCCUGUGCCUUUGCUGAUCUGGGGUAAGAAGGCAAGGGUCGCAACUGCAUCGAUGUAUAAGAAGAUGGCAUCAAACCAACUCAGUCAUCGUACUAUUUAG
Messenger RNA from Penicillium antarcticum, 2064 nucleotides. RefSeq lists its product as uncharacterized. The coding region runs from base 1 to 2064 and encodes 687 amino acids. Gene Ontology annotation, biological process: transmembrane transport. Gene Ontology annotation, molecular function: transmembrane transporter activity. The record is from RefSeq and is a predicted model, not a curated record. The transcript is spliced from 5 exons. NCBI's taxonomy places the organism in Eukaryota, Fungi, Ascomycota, Eurotiomycetes, Eurotiales, Aspergillaceae.